AUGAGUCCUCCAGAGAUACGAAAUUACUUGAGCCUUGCAGAUAGGGAUGAUGUGGUCAUCGCACAUUUACUCCGGGAAAAAAUCAAGAGAUCUCUAACACGCAGUUGUUGGGAUAAGAAACCAUACGUGCCUAUCGACGUUAUUAUGGACAUAUUUCGACCAGCCAUUAUCAAACCAUUGAUAGACGAGAUCAACGCGACGAAAAAGUAUCGGUACAUUGACGCAGUCCAAAUUAUGGGCAACAAAGAUUCUGGAUCUCGAUACCGUAUUCUAGGUAUCCUCAUCCAGAUGCAGCAAUUAGAUCUUCUUCAUCGCUUCAUCGAAGAAGGAGUGUCGGAUGACGAUUUCCCGAUCAUAAACGAAUCCGAGGAUUUCGAAACCUGUAUCACACGGAAUGAUAAGAAGAACACUACACUCUUACGGGAUUGGGGCUCGAAUAAUUCGAUUUUACUGCCCUGGUCGAUAUAUCAGCGAAUAGCAAGUGGGCUUGCCUAUGUACACAAAGUGCAGAUACAUCCGAGCCAUCAUCAUUACAAGAGCCCUCGUCCGACCGACUCAUCGCCCUGUUUUGCUCUGAAAACGAUCGAGGCGCCAGGUCAAAGGACCUUUGAGGAAGAACUUGAAGCUCUUAUAAGAUCCAGCGGACAGAAGCAAAAGGAGAAACACUUGAUUAAGUUACUCCUGAUGUUUAGUUGCGGAAAUAAGUUCUAUCUUAUGUUCGACUGGGCAGAUGGUAACCUCAAAAAGUUUUGGAAGAAUAAUACCUUCGACAUAACCACCAAGAACACCAAUUGGUUAUUUACGCAGUUCCAUGGCAUUGUGAAGGCAGUCAGACGUAUUCAGGGGCGCACAACGUGGCAGAAAAACCGGAGGUCUCUUCUCCCCAACUUCGAGCAAGAUAAGGAGCGAGACUGGGGUCGUCACGGGGACAUUAAACCGGAGAAUAUUCUCUGGUUCUCUCAGUACGACGAUUAUAUCAAUCACCUUGUGGUAUCAGACCUUGGCCUGACUCGUUAUCACACCCGUAAGACAAGACCGAAUGUCCCUCUAUCAAAAGUUCCGGGUUACACAUCCGAGUAUCGAGCACCUGAAUUAGAGCUUCGUUCAUGGAUAUCCCAGAAGUACGAUAUAUGGUCGCUUGGUUGCGUCUACCUCGAGUUCUGUAUAUGGUAUCUGCGAGGUAAUUGUGGUGUGGGGCAAUUUGGAGCACAGCAUGUUGAUGAAAAGGAAUCCGAUGUUCUAGGUUUGUACGAGGCAAGGUUUUUCAACAUUGUCACCGUUUCAGAUGGGGAAAAGGUAGCGCAAGUCAAAGAGUCGGUGGGUAAGUGGAUGAACGACCUCCGUAGAUCGCACGGCUGUCCGGAGUCUAUCCGGCAGAUGUUGAACCUCAUCCAGACCAAAAUGCUGGUAGUGGACCCAGCAGAACGAUGGGACAUUGGGAUGAUAUGUACUGAGAUCUGGAACAUAACAGAGCUUGCAGCGGAAGUGGACGAUCUGUUACAAUAUGCAGAAGGCAACGCGGGUGCGACAGACCACGAAAUUGUAUCGUCGAUCAAACGAGCGCGUCUGAUGUCCAUACAUUCCAGCAAUGGAGACCCCAAGGACGCAGCAGAUCUCAUGGAGGACAUGAGUCCAUUACGAAAUUGGGGUCUUCAAUCCGCUACUUUCAAUGCGGAGCAGUUCGAUGACUACGGCGACCGAGGCGACUCAUUCUAUCAUGACUCUUCUAAUACCACCACGACCACUCCGCUCUCUGGAUCGACACAGGAUUUGCCGAAUGUUCUCAUGUCAGAAAUAGCUCGGCAAGGCGAGACACCGCCAACCUGGCCAGAGAUGUCAGAGCUAGAGGGAGCAGUACAGCAACCAAGGCAAUGCCUGCCUAUUCUGGUAACUCAUCCAUAUCCGCCAAUACACCUCAACAAGUCCCGUAAGGCCCUUGAAGUGGACUGUUACAGCGUGUUGGACCUUCAAGGCUGCUACAUCAAGACUGCCAGUCCUGGAAGGACAUAUGGCCACGCACCGUACGUUAUGGGCCAAUAUGACCACCAUCCAUCGAACCACACAAGUCCUGCCUGUGGGACAGGCAUCAGUUAUUCCUGUCUAUAUAAGGCCCUUAUGGCCGCCGUUCACUUCGUCCAUGACUCCCCAGAGAUUAUGACACUUUCAAUACAAGACCUUUUGCCCACAAUCCAACACAACGCGGAAGUUGAUCGAUGA
This is a messenger RNA of Pseudomassariella vexata, 2217 nucleotides long. RefSeq names its product kinase-like domain-containing protein. The transcript is spliced from 6 exons. Gene Ontology annotation, biological process: peptidyl-serine phosphorylation; peptidyl-threonine phosphorylation. The coding region runs from base 1 to 2217 and encodes 738 amino acids. The record is from RefSeq and is a predicted model, not a curated record. Gene Ontology annotation, molecular function: protein serine/threonine kinase activity; ATP binding. Lineage: Eukaryota; Fungi; Ascomycota; Sordariomycetes; Amphisphaeriales; Pseudomassariaceae.